ACAACACAGUCCACAACAGCGUCGAGGAGUCCAGCGCCCGUGCGUAAAACAUACGUCGAGUCACAUUAUUGGCACCGUAACUUACGGUAAAGUUGCAUUUUUAGGUGCGGCGACACGUAAAUUACGCAGCGCGUACGACUCUGCGUAAUUUACGUAUUGCCGCGUAACCACGGAAACACACACACACACACACGUAGAGAACACAAAUCGCAUCGAGUGUCUGCAGGUGAGGAUGUCUGAUGUUCAUGCCAACACCAGAACACGAGCCGGCUCCUCCGAGCGCGCUGCGCAAUCUGGUGAAAGCGUGGAGAGCCUCAGCAGGGGCGCCACCGCGUCUCCGUGUUCCCCGGGUCCGCUGAGGCCCCCUCAGACACGAGAUGCUCAAGAGGAAUUCAUCAUGAUGGCACCUGAAGAAAAGCUCAAAUACUUAGACAGCCGCGCUCAGGCCCACGAGGACAACCAAGAGUGGGACGCCUGCAUUCAGGACCUGGUGCGUUGUGUGGCUCUGUGUCGGCUGCUCUCUGCCGAUGACCGCCUGAAACUGGCACAGGCCCACGCCAGACUGGCUACAGCAUAUUUCCAGUUGAAAGGUUGGGGCCUGCAGGCCAAGGAGCACUCGGCUCUGGCCAGGGAGCUGCUGCUGCCUCUCUGCUCCCCCACCUCCUCCUGCAGGGACGACGAGCUCCAGGUUCUUGUGUGUCUCCUGAGCGUGCACCUCACACACGGUGGCGCUUCACUGCAGACAGACAAUCUUGAAGAGGCGGAGUGCUCUUUUCUGGAGGCAGAACGAGUUCUUGGGGAGCUUCAUCAACUCGGUGGCAUCAACCAGGAAGAGAAGAUGAAGACUGAGCUGGAAAUCUCUACUUGUCUAUCCAGGGUCUACAGGAGACUGAGCAGACCAGAGGAGGCCUUAAGCAGGUGUGAAAAGUCUCUGCAAUGGCUGAAGGACUGCGGUAAGCCAGAGAAGACGUGUUGUGUCUAUAGGGACAUGGCUGCCAUUGAACAGGACGAAGGCCAUUUGGACCAGGCCAUAGAGCAUCUCACCAAGGCCCAUGCCAUUGCUAUGAGUCACUGCCCAGAGGAGCUGGAGGGGGCUCAGAUCUCCCACAGCCUGGCCCUCAUCCUUUCUUCUGCUGCAGAGCCCCAUCACAAUGACUCUGCAGGUUGCUACUUUGAAGAGAGUCUAAGUGCGUAUGCAAACUCUGCAGGUCCAGAAGAUCCGGCCUUUCUCGCGGCCCAGGACGAUUUCUGUCGUUUCCUCCUCCGCAGUGGCCAGCAAGAGAGAUGUGUGGAGAUCCAGAAAGCUUCCCUCGCCAAAAAGAGAACCACUUUUGGGGACUUGAGUGCCGAGGUAGCAGACACCCUUCUGCUUAUAGGAAGUGUGGAGAUGAGUGAGGGCAGACUGAAGCCGGCCCACAGGACCAUGAGUAAAUGCCUGGAGAUCCAGAGUUUGUUGUAUGGUCCUCAGCACAAGAAGACAAAAGCCACACAAAAAGCGGUGGACAUUCUGGCUCGGAUCCCGGAGGUGGUUGAGAGACAACGAAGGCAAAGUAGAAGGGAAACAAAGCGUCACACACUUACAGUUCAAUCCUGCAGUGGCAAUGAUGACAACUCAACGUCUGACUCUUGAAAUGUUCUUGUUUUAUUUUGCCAGUACAAUAAUCGUGCGAGUUCUGACCAGUAAUUCCUAUCAUUCAUUUUUUUAAUCGUUUGUCUUUUUGUCAGAUAAUGCACAGUUAAAAAUCAUCUUUAUUUCUACUUGUUAUGUACACUGGUACGUUUACCUGAUCUUUGUGUCAUUUUGUAAUUUGGGUAAAAAAACUCAGCUUUAAAGAAAUAAUCAUACUCAGAAAAGACACCAACACUGUGUUUUGAUUGUUGUUUUAAGAUAUUUGCCAAUUCCACAAGAAAAGCUGCAUUUAUUUUCACAAAAUCAUUAAAGCCACGUGUUCAAUAGAAACCAUUGUGUUAAUACAAUAAAUGGUGUUCUCCAUC
This is a messenger RNA of Gasterosteus aculeatus aculeatus (three-spined stickleback), 1995 nucleotides long. RefSeq names its product tetratricopeptide repeat protein 23. Gene Ontology annotation, molecular function: protein binding. The record is from RefSeq and is a predicted model, not a curated record. Lineage: Eukaryota; Metazoa; Chordata; Actinopteri; Perciformes; Gasterosteidae.